Molecule: messenger RNA, 428 nt
Organism: Staurois parvus
Lineage: Eukaryota; Metazoa; Chordata; Amphibia; Anura; Ranidae
Source: the annotation of a GenBank genome assembly
ACCGCUGUAUGGAAGGACAGUCCCAGAACUGUCAUUAAUAGUCUAUUUCUGACAGUUCUAUGACAUUCCCUCCAUACAGCGGUUUGAAACAGCUGUAUGGAGUGAAUGUCCCAGAACUGUCAGAAAUAGACUAUUUAUGACAGUUCUGGGACAAUCACUCCAUACAGCUGUUUCAACCGCUGUAUGGAGGGAAUGUCAUGGAACUGUCAGAAAUAGACUAUUAAUGACAGUUCUGGGACUGUCCUUCCAUACAGCGGUUGAAACAUUGUAUGUAUUUGUUUCCAACAAAUUACAUACAAUGUUUCAACCGCUGUAUGGAAGGACAGUCCAACUGUCAGAAAUAGUCUAUUUCUGACAGUUCUAUGACAUUCCCUCCUGUCACAGAACUGUCCUUCUUCUCAUCCUUCUCCUUCUUCUCAUCCUCUUCU